AUGAACGGAUACAUCCACGGCGAUCCCUUCGAUGAGGGCAUGUUGCCAGUCGGUAACAUUCACCAGAUCUACUACGCCCAAUAUGGUCUGAAGGAUGGCCUCCCUGACGGAGGCCCCGGCGGUGGCACAAGGCGCAGCAAUACCAAGUUCUUUAAUCCGAAAAUCUAUCGCGUUGUGCUCCUGGACCAGCGUGGGACCGGCAACUCGACACCGCCCAGCGAGAUCCGGGAGAACACGACUGACCAUCUUCUCGAAGACAUCGAGACGCUUCGAAAGCACCUGGGGAUUGGUGUCUGGUUUAUGGUCUUCGGCGGCUCCUGGGGCUCGAGUCUAGCCCUGCUCUACGCCCAGGAGCACCCGUACCGUAUGAAGUGUAUUGUUGUCCGGGGCAUCUUCACGUUUAGACUGUCGGAGGUCAGAUUGGCCGUCGGCAGGCAGUUCUUCCCCGACGCACUGGAACGCUUCAUCAAUUAUCUGCCUGAGAACCAACGCUCCGAGGACCCGAGACAUGCUUAUUACAUGUUGCUCACGUCCAAAGACAAAAGCGUCGCCCUUAAGGCCGCAAUUGAGUGGAACCGGUAUGAUUUGACCCUGACCACCUUGAUUCCAAGGCCCAACGCCUUUGCGAGGCUCGCUGAUCCCAAGUGGAACAUGGCGCACGCGCUGAUUUUCGCCCAUUACUUGGAGAACAACUUCUGGCGCGAAGACGGGCAUAUCCUCAAGCCCGAGAACAUGGCCAAGAUUGCGCAUAUCCCCAGUAUCAUUGUUCAGGGGCGCUACGACAUGGUCUGCCCUCCUGUAACUGCCUGGGAACUUCACAGACAGUGGCCACUCUCAGAGUUCCACAUGAUUGGCGACGCUGGACACUCUGCAUCGGAAGAUGGUACUAAAGCCAAGCUGAUUGAAGCUUGUGAUAUGCUUGCUUCGAUUUAA
Messenger RNA from Clonostachys solani, 933 nucleotides. The record is from the annotation of a GenBank genome assembly. Lineage: Eukaryota; Fungi; Ascomycota; Sordariomycetes; Hypocreales; Bionectriaceae.